AUGACUGAUAACAAUCAUGCGAGCGUGGAUGUGAUGUCGCUGGACAAGAACAGCGAGGUUGAUCACUUUUUAAUUUUUCUUCAAUUUUCUUUUUGUUUUUAUUUUGACAUUAUUUUUAUAUAUGGUUGGUUCUUAUUAAAUUAUAUUUUAUUUAGCUUGCUGCCCGUCUAUGUGCCGUUCAGAACGGUGUCAAUAUGGCUUUGAAGACGGGCUACCGUGCAAAAUCCACUUCGCCUUCUUCCGCGGUAACAUUUUUUAUUCAGAAUAUUUUUUAGCACGGUAUCGUUUGAAUUUAUUUUCACCGUUCUUCCGUUGUUUUUAAGCUUUUUUUAUUUCUAAUAAGAACCAGACAAACUGUACUAUUAUGCAUUUUUUUCAUUUUUGGCUGAGGUAUCAUUUUUGCAUCAUAUGCAUCAGAUUUUUGUAAAUUUUAUUUAUAAUACAAAUAUCUUUAUUUUUUUAUAUAUUUUAAUCGAGUUUUUUUGAUUGUUAAAAAAACAUUGCCUCUCACCGCACAUUUUCAUUUUUUUAGAUGAAAUACAAGAAAAAAAGAAGGCGAUCCGCGCGAAUGUCGUUGUCGACCCCGUGACUGGAGUAGUGCAGGCGAACAACGCCAAUUCUUCUUCGCUUUACCAUUUCGCUCAUCUUCUUCCUGUCGAGAUUUUUCGUAUGAAUCAUCACGAGCAAGAGGAAGUCUUCCGUUGCCUCUACGACCACGGUGUCAAGGUAAGCUGAAAAUGAAAGAUUUUGCAUUAUCAAUAAAUCGGCUAUUUUUUCCUUGCAAGCAAAAUGUUAGGCACGAUUGAAAAUUCAAAAAAUAGGAGUUUUUAUUAAAGGUUUCUGAUGCAGUUUUUAUUGUUUUCUUCUGUGUAGAGUAGAAACAGAAGUUUGAAAAAAGUACUGAUGCAUCAUUUUCUAGGAAACUUUUGCGUUGGAAACUUUAACAACCUUUUUUAAUUUAUUUCCUUUCCCAGUAUUACAAAAGGCUUCCUGUGCUGUUAAAAUAAACAAUGCGGCACUGAAUUUUUGAAAUCUUUAAUUGUAAGUUUAUUCCAAGCUUUUACAAUGCAUUUUACAAUAACUCUAAUAAAUCUUCGUCGUUACAGGCGUACAUGCACCUGCAAAGCUACGCGUUCGCGCAGACCAAGUCUGCUAGCGUCGCCGCCGGACUUUUGCCCGGCAUCGUCGCGAACUCGACGGUGAGCAGCGCGACCUCGACGAUCGCCAAAAUCGCCUCCCACCUCGGUUUUUCCUCACCAAGCCCGACUCCCAGCGCCAACUUACCAUCAGUUGAAGUCAUCACUCAAUGCCUCGCUGUCAGUUUUUCUUUUCAUUGGGAAAGUUUUUAGGAAAAACUUCUAGUUGAGAAAAAAUUCUCUGUUUUUUUUUUCGAUCAAUCCAUUUUCAUGACCUUUUUUGGAAACAGCAGCAACUCUGACUUUUUUUUUCCGUCAAUUCUGCUCUCAUACGAAGGUUCACAUCUUCUGUUUCAGUGGUCCAACGGAAGCGAGGUCGAUGAGGAAAAUCUGGAAGGGGCGCUUGCCGAGCUCCGAGAGAACCCAAUUGUUCAGGUGAACCUGCUUUCCAACCACCAGGUUCCCGUCGAACAUGCAGCCGACGCUUUGACGGUUUUGGUGAAUGCCGCCAUGCGGUUCGUUCUGAUUCUGAGCGGAAAAUGAGAAAAUGUUGAAGUUUCAGUCGACCGCUGACUCGUUGCGUGGAGAGCGUGAUGGCGGCAUCUCAAGUCGAAGCUGGGGAUUCUGUGGACCAAGACGGCGACCGACAACUCGACUACGCCAACGCGGCUCCCAACCAAGUCGCGUUGAAACCGGCCGAAGACGAAGACGGACUCGAGGAGGAGCCCGAGAGCCAGACUGAAGACGAAGACGAGGAGUACGACGACGAAGAAGGCGUCGAAGAGGAAGAGGAGGAAGAAGAAGACGAAGCCGACGCCAUCAGCGAGAACACGAUCCGUGAAAACGGCCUUCUUGAACUCGCCUGUACCGUCGGGGUCCGUGUUUGGCUGUUUUUGUUCGUCGAAAUAUGACGCGCUCUGAGUUAAACCUGGUCUAGUUGAAGGAGGGCUGUCUGAUAGACUUUGGGGCGAUAGUCAAUCAAAUUUAUGAAAUUUUCCUUCAAGGGACUCAUGAGUAAAAAAAGACGCGAUUUUUUUCGAAUAAUACAACGAUUCCGUUUAGUUCUGUGUAUUUUCCGUUAAGUUUUAGUAUAAUUAGCGCUGUUUUAAUCCCAAGAUUAUGUUAGGUGUUCCAAUUGACUUCAAUACGUACUAGAAAAUAAUUUGAAGCAUUUAUUGUGAAAAAAAGAGCACCAGUAUGUGAUUACUUGUCUCUGUUUCGACGAACAUGUUAGAAUAAAACUUCAAAAGCUAUAGCCGCUUCACGGCUAGUUUGAGAAAGGGCGUGGCUUAUCUGUGCCCUCCACCAACCAGGCACUGCUUCUUUUCACCGUGUCAAGACACUUUUUUGGAUGGCUCAAGCCAGCCGUGAACCAGCUGUACAAGAAAUUAUAAUGACGAACUCCAAGUGUAGCUCUCAUUGUCUCUUUUCCAGUUCGAGGAAAUGGCCUCGAUGAUUGUUCGUGUCCGUGGAACGACGGAGUUCACCAAGGACUUCGAGGUUUCGCCUCUGAUGGAAUCGGCUGCGGCCGGCACGAUCGGCGUCCUCCGACGUCUCAUCAAGCUCGGCGCCGACGUCAGCUCCCUUUCUAGAACCCGCAAUACCGCCUUGAUCUACGCCGCGGCCGCUGGACAACCUGAGGUGCCGGAAAACUUGCGAAACUUGCAUUUAUUAAAGUUUUCCAGUGCGUGAAAGAGCUUCUGGACACGGGCAACUGUUCGAUUGAGCACUUCAAUCUGAACGGCCAUUGCGCGUUGAUGGAAGCCGCUAGUUCAGGUGCUUUUCAGGGAAAGGAUUGAAAUAAGCUUUUCAAUACUAACGUGAAGUUAAGAGAAAAUAGCCAUUCUCUCAAAUUGUUGUUUUUUUUUAGAAUUUUUUGCUCUCAGUCAUAGAAGUUCGUGAAGGUUAUCAGAAAUUCUACUCUUCGAAAAAAACCAAACGUCAUCUUUUGCAACUCAAAAAUAAAAAAAAGCUCUUGAUUUGAAAAAGAACAGUACGGACUUGGCUCGCUGAAACAGGCAAAAAACUUAUUUUUUGAAGCUCUUGAUUAUUUUUGAUAUUUUUUCGUUUUGAAGCUUGAGCCUUUUCAUUUGAGUUUGUUUUUUUAAAAAUUUUUUUGUUGAAAAAGUAUAUAGAUUCCAAGGAAGCAAUAAAAAUAAAUUCCAAAUCCGUUUUUCAGGACGCCUCGACAUCGUCAAGAUGCUCGUGGAAGCGGGAGCGCCGUCGAACUACAUCAAUCUCAAUUCCGAAUUCAAAGUUGAAAUCGUUUCGAAUCAAAAUUGUAAUAUUUGUCUGUCAGGAAUCCGCCUUGACUCUUGCCUCUUACAAAGGCAACAUUGACAUUGUGAGGUACUUGUUGGAAACCUAUGAGGCAUCGCAGAACGUCCAGGUAAAGGUGUGUGUGGUUCCCUUUUUUUCAUUUAUUAACAAGGUUUGGACAUGCUGGCUAAUUUUUUUAGAUUCAUAUUUUGAUUUAAAAGAUGGUGCAUAACUUUGAAAAAAAAAUACUCAAACGACUUAUGAAGUACAUGUAUCACAGCAAACAUAGCGUCUCUCAUUUCCCGAGAAAAAAAGUGGUUUUUCAAGGAAUACGACCGAGGAGAAGAAUUACACACGUCCGUGAUGGAGGCCUGCAUGGACGGCCACAUGGAAGUCGUGCAGCUGCUGCUGGACCACGGAGCCCCCGUCAACCUGAAUACGGACUCGUUCGAGAGUCCUCUCACCCUCGCCUGCUGCGGAGGCCAUCAUGAACUCGUCAGUAAACAUUAUCUAGAAAAAUGACCAAGAAAAAGUUUUUCGAAAUUUCAAAAUGUCCUAAACUCGUCAAUAGAGACCCCUCAGGAAAAAAAAUUAGAAACUUUUCAAAGCUGAAACGAAUUUAUUCCUAAGCUUCCUUUUUCUCCUAUUUUCCUCUACUUAUCCAUCAAUUCUCAGGCGAAGCUUCUCCUGGACAAUGGAGCCUACCUCGAAGCGACCAACGACGAAAACUACACACCGUUGAUGGAAGCUUCUCGAGAAGGACAUUUGGUACAGCAAUUACCCCAAGAAAAAUUAUAAAUUAUGAUAUUCCAGAACGUAGUGGAAGUACUGCUUGCUCACGGCGCCAACGUCAACGCUCAAACGGAGGAAACCGGCGAAACGGCUCUUUCUGUCGCCGCUUGUGGAGGCUUCAUGUUUGAGCCUUGUUUCCUGAGGGUGAAGAGAAAUGGAGAAAUUUCAGUGACAUCAUGAAGGCGCUGAUUGAGAAGGGAGGAGACCUGACUGCGGGAAGCAAUCCUCCGCUGGUCGAGGCCGCUCAGGAAGGACACCUCAGCACCGUCGAGUUCAUCCUCCAACAAGGGGUACCUCGAUUUCCUGCUCUUUUCCUUUUUGAACACGUUUUUUGAAGGAUAUCCCGAAAGAUCAGAUCCGACACGCGUUUGUUUUGGCCGCUGACUGUGGCCAGCGAGAAGUUUUGAGGGUGCUUUUGGACGCUGGCGCCGAUGUGGUGAGAUAUAUAGAAAUUUGAUUCUGAGGAAUAUAUGAAAAAAUAUCAUACUAUCUUUUUCGUUAUGUUAAAGUUCAGUUUUUCUUAAGGCGUAGAAAGAAUAGUAAAGGAAGUGUACUGAAAAAAAAAAAUGAAGCCUGGGAUUCUAGGCCUGCGAAGUGGAAGGAAGAACGGCGUUGAUGCGAGCUGCGAAGAACGACUACGUCGAUGUCGUCUCGGACCUCAUCACCUACGGAGCGCCUGUCAACUAUCGCUCCUCUGGUCUAGACGCGACGGCACUCUCUUUGGCCUGUGCUGAAGGAAACACCGAAGUCGUCCGCGUUCUUCUGAAGAACGGCGCCGAUCCUCACAUUGAGAACAAGGUUCAUUGAAAGUUAAAGAGUGAUAACCUGAGUUUCAAAGCAAAAGUAAAAGGAAAAAGUCUUUUUCUAAUUUUUAAAUUCUUCUAUUAACUGGUCAGUCUCUGAAAAUUGGAGUGUUUUUAUAAGUUUUGGAUCCGAAAAUGUUUUCAUAGUAAGGUUGACCUGCUCACAACUUUCGAUCUGAUAAAUAUCAUAUCUGAAUACCUAUUUCCAAUUUUGUGUUCCAGGACAAAACCACCUGUCUCUUUGAAAGUGCAAGAAAUGGCAACACCGACGUGAUGAAGAUUCUGAUCGAGUACGGAAGAGCCGGAGCUCUACCUCGCCCGGCGGCUUCUCAGCAAUCUGGCAACUCUUCUGGAGACACUACGACCCGAACCGUCAUCCCCAAGACGAGCAAGGUUCGAUCAGCUCAAUCACUGAACUUCAACCUCAGUUCGCCUUUUUCAGGGUCCUUUGAGAUCCGUCUUCAAGAAGGGAACCGUCCCGCGCAAGGCUUCGGUAACCAGCACCACUUCCAUCUUUUCUGGCUCCACUACGGUAAAUAUCUUGCUUUGGAUAUUUACUUUAAAAAAUCUUUUCCAGUUCCAAUACAGCACGACUGAACUCGAGCUUUUGGCCCAGAUGGAAAAGUUGCAACGGUGAGGAUUCAGGGUGUAUGAAAAUCAAGCUGUCUAAAGUGAGACGCCACAAGAAGAUUCUGAAAGAAUGGAACCUAUUGGAACUUCUUUUUUUUCGGCGAAACGAAUUAUUUUGUUCGCACUUCUUGUUACUAAGAUUUAUUAAAUAGAAAACUAUUCAGUGAAAAAGCCUCACACCAUUUUUUGGGUGAAGUUGUCCGUUUAUUUUUAUGGCUCAUUCUUAUUCAAAAAAAUAAAGAGACUCGAUGUCCAGAUGAUAUUUUGUUUUUGAGUAAUAUAAUCUAAUACUCCCUUUUCCAGAGACAUCGCAGCCAAUGAGCAGUCUGGUUUCCCGUUCUCGGAAGCUGUCAAAGGCAUGAACGCCGUCUACGGAGUUUUGGCCGACGGAAAGACCAACUUCCCGACGCCGCCUUCGCUCUGCGAUCUGGAGAAGGCCUACGACGGAGAAGACGUCGCCAGUGUGGCUGACUGGGCCGAGUUGGUCCGCAACGGAUGGUUCUCCAUGCAGAAACAACUGGCCAACUCCCAGAGUGAAGGUAAAUCCAUAGAAGGUGUUUCAAAAAUUGGAAAGGCGUCCUUUAUAUACAAAUCAGCUCACCGUUCUUCUUCAUUAAUCUAGACAACUUUCCAUUGCUAUCUUACAAAAUUUAUUAUUUCGUGAGCUUUCAAGAGGAAAAAUAUAUAAUUACGAUCUCAAAUCCGAUUCUUCAAUCUUCUCUUCAGAUCCGGAACACACAGCCAGCGCCUACCAAGCCAAACUCGCAGAAGAACUCCGGGUUCCUGUCUCCGCCGUGACGGCUCAGCUGCCGAUCGCCUCGGAAGACGCCCUGAAACUCUUCAACCAACACCUGACGAGCCACAUGAACGGUUCGUCUUCGUUCAUCUCUCGCCAAUCUUUACGCUUCUCAGCUGUAGAGGGGAAAGUACCCUGCGGCCACGCCGAUUCGGCCAUUCGCGCUGCCUUCACCAAAAUGACGAACGCUGUUCGUUCAGGCCGCUCCUCGGUCCGCGCCUCCUCCGUCUCCUCGAGCAACAUCUCCAACAUCGACCGCGAAUGCCUCUACGAGACCGUCAAGCGCAUCCUUCCCAGCUUCCCCAACUCCGAGCUCUACGCGCAAGCUGUGAGGAUUUUCCUGUUAUUCCUCAAGAAAAGAGGACUAGAUAUUUGAAUUUUAAUGACAGAUAUUGGCAAAUAGAAUCAUUCAAAACUGGAAGUGGCCAAAAUACAGAGAGUGCACUUGCUCAUGAAACUUAAGAUUUUUUUCAGUUUCUAAAAGUUUAAAUUAGGAACGAGGAUUUUUUUAACACAAAUAUUACCAGCGAUUUUGGUUUUUUAAAUUUGAAUUUCAAAUGUCACCAAAAUUCGUUGCAUAUCAAAAUUAUUCAUAAAGUUUUGAUAAAGCUUUUUUGUCCAUUUUUCCCUUCUAAUUUAUACCAUAAAAAUAUGAGAAAAAUGUUUCGAAAUAUUUUUCAGAACAUCCCUCCGAUCGUCGAAGCGCACUUCUCGAUGAACGCCAUCUACCCAGGCAUCGCAGCGAUGGCGCAAAAAGCCGCGGCCAAAUGCGCCAAAAACAACACUCCUCUAAACAAGGAGCUCGCGAUUCUAGCCGCCUACGCCGCCACGCAGCUUCCCGACACUCCGAACAACGGUGGAGACAUUAAGAGUAAGCCCGAGGAGGCUUUAUGACCAUCGACGUUUUUUAGUUGGAGAACGUCUUCUGGAGGACUUGCUCAACGGCACGACUCAGGCCGAGAGAAAGGACAUCAUGGAUAAGAUGAGAAAGAUGCUCACCUGCGACCUCAGCAGUUUGCCGCCUUCAACUUCCUUGACAUUCAUGUCUUUCUUUCAGAUUCGCCCGAUAAGAAGCUGCACGAAAUGUACAUGGAACUGUUCCACGAACACUCAAAGGACUGCCACGCCUACAACCUCGAUGCUGUAGUGCUUUCCGCCCCGAAUACUUUGUUUCAAUAGAAUUUUCAUCAGAUCCGUCGUCGUGUCGGCUCCGAAGUCUACGACCCCUUCAUGGUCUCGUUGCCGGACCCGAAAGCGGCUGGAUUGAUGGGCAUCAGCAAGCACGGAACGAAGAAGAUCAGCAAGACGGUCAAGCGGACCGAGCAGACCAAGAUCCUCGCUCAUGCUCCGACUGCCGUUUCAACGCUACGCCGGACUCAUUCCGAGGGAGAUGGAAGCGAUAGGUGCCUAAAGUAGUGAAAAAUGGGAUCAGAAAAAAACAGCUCAAAAAUUGGAGCUGGUAAAAAUUGGACUUGAUGAAAAUGUCAGCAGCACAAAAAAUCAGUUCGAAACAGUCUAGAAUUUCAUUUGGUCGGAUGAUUUUUCCCAGCUGAACGAUUACAACUUUUUCACUUCUGAGAAUCCACACUAAAACCUUUUUCGGAAAAUUAUUUUUUUAUUCAGUAAGUUUCCACCUAAAAAAGUUAUUGAUAAAGCUGGAAUUUUCUGAAUUCAAUAGAUUUUCUUACAGUUUCCCUGGUUCCAGAUGCAUGAAGACACGGAACGUGGCGAUCGACAAGGCGACCGAAUCCAACCAGGAGACGCCUCUUUCCAUAGCCUGUGCCAACGGACACCGUGACCCCGUCGAGAUUCUGCUCAAAGAGGGCGCCAACAUCGAACAUCGCGACAAGAAAGGCUUUACGCCCCUCAUCGUCGCCGCGACGGCCGGCCACGCCCCCGUCGUCGAGGUUCUUCUGAAGAACCACGCGGCGAUCGAGUCGCAGUCGGAUCGGACCAAAGACACGGCCUUGUCCCUUGCCUGCUCCAGCGGCAGGAAGGACGUCGUCGAACUUCUCCUCAGCUAUGGCGCUAAUAAGGUUCAGUUUAUUCAUUUUUUGAUAAACGAGUCUUUUCUAGGCCUAUAGUAAGGGAAGCCAGGAACAAAUCAUCAACAAAAAUUGAAGUUGUCUUUUCUUAAAACUUGUAUGAACUUUGAAAUUUUAAAACUUGCUGGAAGUUCUGUAACAGUAUGUUGACAAAAACUUGCAGAAAAAAAAGAAACGAAAAAUGUACAAAAUUUAAAAAUGAUUAGUUCAGGGCGUUAUCGCCACGUACUUGACCUAGUUUCUAAAGACCACCUAAAUUAUUGGCUCAUUUCUAUCUCAUGGCUGAAUGGAAUAUAAAUACGAUGGCUGCCUUCUCAAUCCUACACCCUGGCUUCCUCAACGCAAAACGAAUAUCAAAAGUUUAGGAACACCGUAAUGUGAGCGACUACACUCCGCUGUCCUUGGCCGCUUCCGGAGGUUACAUCGAGAUCGUGAACCUGUUGCUGAACAGCGGAGCCGAGAUCAACUCGAGGACUGGCAGCAAGGUUUGGCCUCUUCUUCGCUUCUCAGCAACUUACCGUUCAUUUCCAGCUCGGCAUCUCGCCACUGAUGCUGGCUGCGAUGAAUGGCCACAAAGAAGCGACGCGAGUUCUUCUCGAACGAGGCAGUGACAUCAACGCUCAGAUCGAGACCAACCGCAACACGGCGCUCACUUUGGCCUGCUUCCAAGGACGGACUGAGGUCGUGCGCCUUCUCCUCAGCUACAACGCCAACGUCGAGCACCGAGCCAAGGUUUAGGAGUGUGAAAUGUCUGAGAGUUUAUGAUGGGGCUUGAAAAUCGAAAAAGAUUAUGAAUAGUCUCAAUUUCCGCUCAGGGAUCACAACAUUUGAAAGUUCUAAUACAUAAACUUUUUAAGUGAAAUCAUAGAUAAUUUCAUUGGAAGGUCCUCUCAGUUGUAGUUCUUGGUUCUACCAAUCAUAAGUCUAAUCAAAAUUUGAUUCCAGACUGGUUUGACGCCCUUGAUGGAAGCGGCGAACGGUGGAUACACGGAAGUCGGAGAUCUUUUGCUCGAAGCCGGAGCCGAUCCAAACACCGCGCCUGUGCCUUCUUCCAGAGACACGGCUCUCACCAUCGCUGCGGACAAGGUCUGAUUAUUCUCUGCCCUUUUCCUGUCAAUCACGUUUCUUCAAGGGUCACGAAAAGUUUGUCGAGCUUUUGGUCCAUCGCGGCGCCGCCAUCGAUGCCCGCAACAAGAAGGUUUGUGUUCUGAAAAAAAGGAGAAGAUAAUUCGAUUGAUGCUCUUAUAGUUGAUUUAAGUGUGCUCCACGGAUAAUUUGGAGAGUUAGAUUUAAAAUAGUCUUGAAAAUGGUUAUAAAAAGUUGGUAAACUCGGAAGACUCGAUCAAGGGUUCUUCAUUAUCUGACUUUUUAACACUUUUCGAAGUUGUAUACAUGACUCCUUGAUCAAAAUAUUUUCUCCAGGGAUGUACGGCCCUCUGGUUGGCUUGCCACAGCGGACACCUGGAAACAGUAGCCACCUUGGUCAAGCACAGAGGAGAUCCUGAUGCUCUCGACAACCGGAAAAUCUCACCCCUGAUGGCCGCUUUCAAGAAAGGACAUGUCAAGGUUUCCCUGCUUCUCUUCGAAUUUCAAACAAGAUUAUUCUCUUUCAAGGUCGUCAAGUUCAUGGUAGAGCAUGCUAAGCAAUUCCCUUCUGAUCAAGAGCUUACUCGCGGAAUCGCCAGCUCUGAAACCGAGGUAAUUUCGUGUGGAAAGCUUGAAAUCCUUGAGUUCGUAGAGUUUGUAGAGUCUCCAGAAUAUUUUUUGUCUAUUUUUCUGUAUUUCAUGGAAAAGCUCUAAUUUUUUCUUUUUCUGCAUCUUUCAUAAAGUUCGACUUCAAAGACCCUAUUUUUUAGACCCUAUGGAACUCAAUCUUCUAAAUUCGAACUGCAGCCCUUAACUUUUUCUUGUCUUUCUUCUUUCACUCAACAAAAACCUUGAAUAAUUUUUUAAAGGACGUCAAAACCAAGUGCAACGAGUGCAUGACCAUCAUCAGAGAUGCGAAGAACGCCCAGGCCGAGGAGGCCAACAAGGCGGCCGCUCUCCUUCUUGCUCAGCUCGAGGAAGAGGUCUUGAUUAAAAAUCAAUCAACCUUCAAACCCUUUUACUGUUUCAGGAAGAAGCCGCUCGGUCGAAGAAGCAGGCAAAACAGCAAAAGAAGGAGAAGAAGAAGGCUAAGAAGGGCAAGGCCGCAACUUCGUCGGUACCCGAAGACAGUGUUGAUGAAGUUAAGGUUGAAGAGAAGGUUUCGUAGAAGAAAAGCUUCGAAAACUAAAAAUCUGUUCUUUAGAAGGAAGAAGAAGUGCCGCCAACGAUCGAGGAAAAAGUGGUUGAUGAAAACGUUGAACCUGUGGCUGAAGAAGUUGAAGAGGAGAAGGUAGAAUAGUUGAAUUCAGUUAAAUUUUAGAGGAAAAAAAGUUUUGGGAAAGUUUCGAAUUUGAAAAAUCAGACGAUGAUGUCUUUUUCAUUUGAAGCAAGAGGAAAAAAGUCGUUUUUUUUAGGUUGAGGAACCCUCGCGACCCGAAACUCCGCCGUUGAUUGAAAAGAAAGAAGUCGAAGCGGAAAAGAACUUGGUCCGCAAGGAGAGAAAGUCCCGACGGGAAGCUACCAAAGGUCUGACGUCACUCGGAAAUUUGACCAAAUUAACUGUAUUUUUGAAGGUCUGAACGGAGUGCAGCUCCAGCCGACGGUCGUCCAACAAACUCGCGCCGUUUCUUCUCCGAUCGCCAUUCCGCCGACGUCUCCGCAACCGAAGCCGGCGACGCCUUCUGACGAAUGGGUCAAGGCGUCUGGAAAGAAGGGCAAGGUCACCGCCAAGAAGCAGCUCGCGAAAGAGCCCAUCACCACGUCGGAUGAGAUCAAGGGCUGGCAGGAUAUCGAACUUGUACGUCUUGGAUUAGCUUACCAUUGGAGAGUUGCUUUUGAGGCGAGGAAGAAACAGGCGACUUUGGUCGUCGGCAGCGCGACAAUCGCUCGCGUCAUCGGCCGUGGCGGCAGCAACAUCAACGCCAUCCGAGAAGCGACUGGAGCUUCUAUCGAGGUAUAUAUAGGAAAGUGGUCGAAGAUUGUAGAAGUAGAAGAUUGGGAAGCUUUGAAAGUGAAAUUCAAAACGUUUUUCUUGAAAGGAUAUUGCUUUCUUGAAAGUUGUUACAUGUUGCAAGUUUUAUUUUAUCUCUGUGCAGGUCGAGAAACAAGGCACUAAGAAAGACCCGCAAGCGGAACGUCAAAUUUGCAUCCGCGGGUCCCCGGAUGCCGUGAGGUGCGUUCCACUGGCCAAUUUCUUGCAUCGAUGUAUCAUUUUCAGGAAUGCGACCCAAAUGAUCAAUCGGCUGAUUACGGAUGGAGAAGUUCUGGUCGAGGAUGUGAUUAUUCAAGUUGGACAGAAAAUGUUGCUAAUAAAACUCAAGAAUUCAGGUGACACGAGCCAACAGCUCAGUCGCGUCGUCGGUCUCCUCGGAGAGCAGCUGCAGAAUCGGCCGCGACCUGGACCCCUUGCCGCCAUCGUUCCCGAUCAUCACCAGCAAGCCGACGCCCGUCGCCCCGACGCCUUCCGCCACGCCCUCCACCACCAACGUCUGGCAACAACGGAUGGCCGCACGCCAACAGCAACUCGCUGCGAACACCGAUGGUGAGGAAGUAGAACGAGUUUAUGGAAGAUAUGCUUGAAACUUCUGAAGGAUUGGUUUAGAAAACUGAACUCAAAGGGCUCAGCUUUGUGAACAUUUUUCCCAGAUUCUUUGUGAGCCAGAUAUAUGACAAUUAAUGUAAAAAAAAAAUUUCAAAUUUUCAAAAUAUCUGCUUCUGAAACCUUAUGACGGUCAAAGAAGAUGUUUGGUCAUAGAAAGUUUUGAAAUUUGACCAAAAGUUUUUUUUUUUUGAUGCACUUGAUGAAAGUCCUGAACGUCAUAGCCUACACAAAUUCUUAUCAAUUUUUGAAAUAACAAUAUAUUUGUGACGGUUUUUCGAAGUGCUUUCGAGAAAAAUUAUUUUUCUUCUGAAAAUCCAUCCGUAGUUAAAAAGCAGACUUUUCAUUGUCUUUUCAAAACGGAUCAAAACCAACGAUGAAAUUGCAGAAAACUCGGCGACAAGUCAAGGCGAUCUCACGGAACCAACGCAUCUGCCUUCUGCGAAUAUGGCCCAUCUGAUGGAAAAGCUGCCGUUCGCCCAAGAGACGACGUCGGCCUAUCCAGAGCCGUUCCAGCCUCUGUCGCAGAGGACGUCGGCGCCACUGGAGAAGGCGGUCCGAGCCCAAUCCCAGCCCAUUUCUGCGCCUUCUCAGCCGCCGGCCAUGAACUUGACCUCCGAGUUCUCCCUGCUCGGACUCGGAAAGCCCUCGCUUCCGGAUCCGGUCGUCCCAGAACGACUUCCCAAUCCGAUUGGUCCUCCUCCAUCGGCAGCUCGUCAGAGUGAGCCGCGCAAAGUGGACGUCGAGCCGCCAGCAAGCCACAGUAUCUUCAGCAAAGCGCCUGGAUCUCGGCCUUUUGGUAAGACUGUUUGUAGUUGCCCGGGAGGGGCAAAAGGUGGUGUUAUCAAAGUUUGAGGAAACUUUUCACUUAAGUGAUUUUGGAUAUACCGUUUUAUUUUAUUGAAAAAGAUGUCUUUCGAGUUCUAGUCAAGUUAUGGCUUCUCCAAAUUGGAACUGAUACUAUCGAAGAGUAAUUUUGGCAAACGUCGCACUUUUCUUUGAUUAGUUCUGACUAAGCGAGUCCGGAAUCGCUUCUGUACAGUGUUUCAGCAAUUUCUGAUUUCUGACCUGUUGUAAUUCCCGUAUCCUGAAGGCUAAAUUAUUAUCAGUGUCAUUAGACGAAGUCUGUGUGCUUUUAGUAUAGUUACUGCAAAGCUCCGCCCACUUUUAAAUUGGGGUAGGAUUUUCAGAAAAAAAAAAACCAAAGUUUUUCCUAACUUCAAACUUUUCUGAAAGCAUAGAUAAUAAGUUUUAAUGCGAACAACUUGUCGAAAUAGUUUUUACAGGUCUCUUCGAGGAUAAAUCAACCCUUGUUCAAAAAGAGCCGGUCGUUUCAAGCAGCUUCAGAACCCUUUUGCCCAACAUUUCUACGGAUACAGGUUUUGAAAAAAUCAUAUCAAAUUUUAUUAACAUUAUGUCUUUAGGCCUGAACUUCUCGUCUAUUCACUCGGACAGAAAUUUGACUGGCUCUGAUCGACCUGACUUCGGAAACCUUGAAGAAUCGAUUUUCGAAGCGACUACUCAUGCCAAGCUUGCUGAGGUUUGUUGGAAGAAUCACACCAAAAAUAUGUUCGAUUUUCCAGAUUUGGGGAAAUACUGAUGAGAAGACUGGCGAGUCUACCUGGGGAAAUCCUAUUUUCUCUUCUCUUGCGCCGUCUACUCUCGGGUCUACUGAUGGUUCAAACUCAAAGGUAUGAACUUUUGAGAAAUUUCAGUUGAUUCAUAUCCUGGUUCAAAAAAAAACGUUCGCCAACGAUAAUUUGAGUUUACGAGCGCUGAAGUUUAGAAUUUUUCCCGGAUUUAUUUAGUUUGGUAUUUUCAAAGGGCAGUCUUUCUUUUACGUGGUUGAAAGUAUUAUUGAAAAAAAAACCCCCCUUUCAAGGCUUCCGAUUGGACUUCAAACGACCUGCUGUCCUACAUGAGAACUUCGUCGCCUCCAUUGUCAUCUACAUCGAACGCGGCUCCAGGAUCUGCAUGGGCCACGCCGGCAAGUCCGCAGCACAAAAAUUCUUCUUCUAUCUUCUCUCGAAUCUCGGUUUUUUCCACUCCUAAUGGCCCUAACUUGGUUACUUUAUCCAGACUCCUUCCUAUGCUCCAAGCAGCUCUCAGCGUCAACAUGCGCCCACGAACUCGGCGCCGGCUCCAGCUUCGUCGUCCUUCUCGCAGAAUAACACGCUCUUCAAUCAGGUAUCUCGUGUCUUUUGGACGUCUUCUAGCCUGUCUUUGUCUUCAGCUGGCUGCGCAACUCGCCACUUACCAAGGAACCAAUCCUUCGCCCUCGACGGCACCUCAGCCCAACAACCACUCCAUGUUCUUCCAACCGUCCGCCUUCUCCGACGCCUCUUCUCUUGGAAUUUCCAACCCUCAGUCCGCCCAGCUGCAGCAACAACAACAACAGCAGCAGCGACAGCACGCCUUGAAGAACUUCAUGACUUCUUAUCAAGUGAUUUUUUCAACUUUUAGUUUUCCAAAUGCUAGAAAAAUAAGAAUGGGAUCUUCCGGAUCAUUGAUAUCAAAGUACCAAAAUCGACUCUCAGGCGGCCUCGAACGAGUUCGAUUCUCUCACCAAUAUCCUCAACUCGUCUCCUUAUGGAAAUCCGUCUCAGCAAAUGCAUGGAGGCGGCUCAAACACGAACGACUCUUUCAUGGUAGCAAAAAGCAGAGUUUUUUGAUCAAUUAUAAGUGUUGUUUCUUGCAGAAACCGUCUUCGAUCACGAACCAGCAAGGCAGACCUCUGGUCGGUCGCGGCAACGUCAUUUCGGGCGGCGGAGUCCAACAGCAGCAGUACGUCUCCGGACCGCCUCCCGGGUUCGCCGGAAUCGCGCCUUCCCAUCCACCUUCGGGUUCUGCUCAUCGACCCUCCGCGCCUUUCUUCCAUCAGUCACAGGCCGCCUCGAAUCCGUCGCCUGCGAAUCCCGGCGUCCCUCCCUUCAACUCUUUCACCGCGUCAGUCAUUAGGAAUAGUUGAAAAUAUAGUUAAAUAAUCGCGUCAAUCAAUUUGAGAACGGCACGUCGAAAAUGAAAAUUCAAAUUCAUUUGUAAAGUUAAAAGUAGAGAAAGUUGAACUUCUAACUUUCAGUUCUAAGGAAAAUUAAGCGCCGAGUUGUUAGACAUUUGCAAGGAACAUUGUGAAGACUAUUUAUCCCAAAUUUUUCGAAAUUAAUAAAACAAGCUUAUUCAAUGAUUUUAGGCAAAACCAGACCUGGGGGACUGGAAACACCAACUCCGUGCCGAACGCCGUCAAGCAGAAUCCUUCGCAGCACAUCUCCUGGGGUGGCGCCGCCUGGAACUGA
This is a messenger RNA of Caenorhabditis auriculariae, 15439 nucleotides long. The record is from the annotation of a GenBank genome assembly. Lineage: Eukaryota; Metazoa; Nematoda; Chromadorea; Rhabditida; Rhabditidae.